Messenger RNA from Lycium ferocissimum, 1192 nucleotides. RefSeq names its product tetraspanin-2-like. NCBI's taxonomy places the organism in Eukaryota, Viridiplantae, Streptophyta, Magnoliopsida, Solanales, Solanaceae. The record is from RefSeq and is a predicted model, not a curated record. The transcript is spliced from 2 exons. The coding region runs from base 196 to 993 and encodes 265 amino acids. Gene Ontology annotation, biological process: auxin-activated signaling pathway. Gene Ontology annotation, cellular component: plasmodesma; plasma membrane.
UCAGUUCAUAACAUCUAUAAGUAGAACUAACUAGUGUGCCCCGCAUCUUCCUUCCAAAAUAAUACACAUCUCCAAAUAAAAAGAACUACUCUCUCCAACGCAACAAAUCAUAUUAAUAUAAAAGAAAAAAGCACAUCCUUCUCACCACCAGAUUCCCAAAAACAAAAAUACCCCCUUUCCAAAAGACAAGGCAUCAUGGCUUUGAGUAAUAACGUAACAGCUUUCUUAAACUUCUUGGCAUUCAUGUGUUCCAUCCCUAUAAUCGCAUCAGGGACGUGGCUGGCUUCAAAGCCUGAUAACGAAUGCAUCCACUGGCUCCGAUGGCCAGUCGUCUUCAUUGGAAUCGCCAUCAUGUUGGUUUCCUUGACUGGUUUUAUUGGAGCUUACUGGAGAAAAGAAGGCCUUCUAGGUGUCUACUUGGUGUGCAUGGCCCUUCUCAUUUCCCUUCUCCUCGUACUCCUCGUACUUGCCUUUGUAGUAACGGGGCCCACUGGGGCUUAUAUGGUGCCUGGAAGGGCUUACCAUGAGUACAGGCUUGAAGGGUUUUCUUACUGGUUGAGGGAUCACAUUACUGGGCCUGAUAAUUGGGGGAAUAUUAGGGCAUGUUUGGCUGAUUCUGGUAUUUGUCCUAAGCUUAACAAUGAGUAUGUCACUGCUCAACAGUUCUUUGCUGCUGAUCUCUCCCCUAUUCAGUCUGGAUGUUGUAAGCCUCCAACAAUUUGUGGAUACCAGUAUAUGAACCCAACCCUAUGGAUUAACCCAACAAAUGCAAUAGUAGAUGCUGAUUGCUCCAUCUGGAACAAUGACCCUAGCCAAUUAUGCUACAAUUGUGAUUCUUGCAAAGCUGGCCUACUGGGAAAUCUCAGAAAAGAAUGGAAGAAAUCUGAUCUCAUUCUCAUCAUAACUUUGGUGAUUCUCAUAUGUGUUUAUCUCAUUGGUUGUUGUGCUUACAAGACUACUGUAACUAAAGCAAAUUCCAAAGGUCACAAAUAGUUUUAGCCUUCAGAUCAAGAUGUUACAAUCGAACAAUAGUUCGAUUGUUUUCUUUUUCCUAGUAACUUUAGGCUAAGGGAAAAAUAUGAUGGUUUUGGCAUGUAUUAUUUUUGUUUUCUGAUUUGAAUUGCUAGUUUUCUCAUCAAGGAUUGUACAUUUUCCUUUGCACCAUAUUAUAUGACUUCAUGGGUUUGUGUUA